Messenger RNA from Drosophila takahashii, 2362 nucleotides. It is a transcript of the gene Lkb1, whose product is annotated as Lkb1 kinase. The record is from RefSeq and is a predicted model, not a curated record. Gene Ontology annotation, cellular component: cytoplasm. Gene Ontology annotation, molecular function: protein kinase activator activity; ATP binding; protein serine/threonine kinase activity. Gene Ontology annotation, biological process: protein phosphorylation; glucose homeostasis; regulation of cell growth. NCBI's taxonomy places the organism in Eukaryota, Metazoa, Arthropoda, Insecta, Diptera, Drosophilidae.
ACCAAAAAAUAAUUGUUAAACAAUUUUCGGGAAAGGAAAAGAACAAAUUGAACGGCAGAGAGUAAACACGGGAAUUAACAAAUUUAUAUGAAAAAUAGAACGAGAAGUUGCGCAGCGGAGCGGAAAAGGGGGUAACGGAAGUCCAGGGGGAAAGCGACGAAAAACUACGGACGACGAGAGACCUCGAGAAAAUCAGCAGGGCAAUAUCAAUUCGAGUGUUUGUGCGAAUUGAUUACAAAAAUAAAGGUAUUUCGAGAGGUGAGCGAUAGAAAACGAUAAAAAAAAAAAGACAGCGAACCGCGUGUGCGCCUGGCGAGGAUUAGGAGUUCCGAAUCCGCCGGAGUGGGGCCAGAACCCCACCUGCGAUAUGUGAUCAGUGGGGCUCCGCGGAGGUUUAUGCAAUGUUCUAGCUCUCGGCGAGGCGGAGGAGAAGCAGGAGGAGAAGCAGGAGGAGGAGCAGAAGGAGCAGCCGGCCAGAUGACUGUGACCACGAUGGAGGCACAGGUCAAGGCAGCACACCAUCAUCAUCAUCUACACGGCGGCGGGGGAGCCCAGCACAAGGAGGAGGAGGAGGCGGCGGAGGAUCCGGGUCACGUUCGAGAUGAGGACGAGAUGACCCUGCUGCUGGCCAACAAGAACUAUCACUAUGACGUCGCCUCCGACCUGGACGACGAGGCCUUUGUGGAGCUCAAGCCAGCGGAUGUGGCCGGCGCAGCAGCCAGCUUCUACAAUCCCGACGAGCUGCUCCUCGAACAGGCUGGGCAGCCGCAUCCACAGGUCACCUGGCUGGACGACGAUGAGAUCGAGACGCUGGAUCGCGUCACCCUGGACAUGGGCAACAUGUUCUUCAAUCGCGUCGACAGCCAGGACAUCAUCUAUCAGCAGAAAAAGAAGAACAUCAAGAUGGUGGGCAAGUACAUCAUGGGCGAUGUCCUCGGCGAGGGUUCGUACGGCAAGGUGAAGGAGGCCAUGAACUCGGAGAACCUCUGCCGGCUGGCCGUCAAGAUCCUGACCAAGCGCAAGCUGCGCCGCAUCCCCAAUGGCGAGCAGAACGUGACGCGGGAGAUUGCCCUGCUGAAGCAGCUGAAGCACACGAAUGUCGUCCAGCUGGUGGACGUUUUGUACAACGAUGAGAAGCAAAAGAUGUACCUGGUGAUGGAGUACUGCGUCGGCGGGCUGCAGGAGAUGGUGGACUACCAGCCGGACAAGCGGAUGCCGCUGUUUCAGGCCCACGGCUACUUUCAGCAGCUGGUUGAUGGGCUGGAGUAUCUGCACAGCUGCCGGGUGAUCCACAAGGACAUCAAGCCGGGCAACCUGCUGCUCUCCCUCGAUCAGACGCUCAAAAUAUCCGACUUCGGCGUGGCCGAGCAACUGGAUCUGUUCGCCCCGGACGACACGUGCACGACGGGCCAGGGAUCGCCGGCCUUCCAGCCGCCGGAGAUCGCCAACGGACACGAGACCUUCGCCGGCUUCAAGGUGGACAUCUGGAGCAGCGGAGUGACACUCUACAAUUUGGCCACUGGACAGUAUCCCUUCGAGGGUGACAAUAUCUAUCGACUGCUGGAGAACAUCGGGCGAGGUCAGUGGGAGGCGCCCGAUUGGCUCUACGAGAUGGACGCAGACUUUGCCAAUCUGAUCCUGGGCAUGCUGCAGGCGGAUCCCAGCAAACGCCUCUGCCUGCAGGAAAUACGCCACGACACUUGGUUCAGAUCCAAACCGCUGAAGACCGGCCCACCGAUACCCAUUCCCCCGCUGAAGGGCGACAAAUACCGCAGCUCCACGGUGAUACCCUACCUGGAAGCUUACCAUUACGGCGAUCAGGACCAGGAGGACGUCUACUUCACCGAGCACGACGUCAAUCAGGAGCUCGCCCGCCAAGCGGCAGCUGCUGCCUCCGAGAUCCGGGCCAACAAAUCGGCGGCAGCCCAGGCCGCCUGUCACCCGUAUGAGCCGCCUUCCACGAGUGCUGCCGCCGCCGCCUCCGGAAAUUCCCUGGGCAACGGCAGUAGGGAGGAGGGGGCGGCGCCGCCGGUGAAGAAAAAGGGAUCGGCCCUGAAGCGACGCGCCAAGAAGCUGACGUCCUGCAUCUCUGUACGCAAACUGAGCCACUGCCGGACUUCGUAGGCCACUAAACUUAGAUGCUAAGCGUAAACGAGAGGAAUAACUUUGUUAACAAAUUGUGAGGAACUUUUUGGUUUUGUUUUCCCGUUUUUUGUUGUCCUACAUUCGCCAAGUAUUUGUAAACAUUGAACCAGGAGCUCCACCAGUUGGCCUAGCCGCUUCUGGGAGCGAUCGGCCUGCAAGAAAGCUAAAUAUCCAUGUGACAAUACUGUGUAUUAUAUGAAACAAAUGAAAGCGUAAA